This is a messenger RNA of Branchiostoma floridae (Florida lancelet), 1132 nucleotides long. RefSeq names its product zinc finger protein 525-like. The transcript is spliced from 2 exons. The record is from RefSeq and is a predicted model, not a curated record. Bases 181 to 1104 code for a protein of 307 amino acids. Gene Ontology annotation, cellular component: nucleus. NCBI's taxonomy places the organism in Eukaryota, Metazoa, Chordata, Leptocardii, Amphioxiformes, Branchiostomatidae. Gene Ontology annotation, biological process: central nervous system development; regulation of transcription by RNA polymerase II. Gene Ontology annotation, molecular function: DNA-binding transcription factor activity, RNA polymerase II-specific; RNA polymerase II cis-regulatory region sequence-specific DNA binding.
GAGUACUUCCGGGUCGUAGAGUGUCGACUUCCUGUCCGCCAGGAUACGCUUGGCUUGGUGUACGUGGCUAUUUCUCGUCCUUGGAGAAGAAGUCCGCCUUCCAUCCGUAGCGAGUUCUAGUGUUUCAUCAGGCAUCCCUGUGUCAACUAAGAUCCAGGAAUUGAUCCCGAUAUUGCUGAUAUGGCAACAACAGACAGCAUGCAGGGUUUGGAUGACGUCAGGAGAGGAGCAGCAGGGGGUUCUGCCAACAGUGUUCUCACCUGGCAAGGAGACAGACGUGAGGAGUCUGGGGAGGAGUCCGGUAGGAGAGGCAAAGGUGUGAGAGUGUACAGGUGUGAGGAGUGCAGCAAGCAGUUCAGUAAGCUGAGUAAUCUGAAGACUCACAUGCGGACUCACACAGGGGAGAAACCCUACAGGUGUGAGGAGUGUAGCAGGCAGUUCAGUGAGCUGGGUCAUCUGAAAACUCACAUACGGAUUCACACAGGGGAGAAACCCUACAGGUGUGAGGAGUGCAGCAGGCAGUUCAGUCAGCUGAGUGUUUUGAAGAGGCACAUGCAGACUCACACAGGGGAGAAACCCUACAGGUGUGAGGAGUGCAGCAAGGAGUUCAGUAGGCUUGAUGAUCUGAAAAGGCACAUUCGGACUCACACAGGUGAGAAACCCUACAGGUGUGAAGAGUGCAGCAGGCAGUUCAGUCAGCUGGGUGAUCUGAAGGUACACAUGCGGACUCACACAGGGGAGAAACCCUACAGGUGUGAGGAGUGUAGCAGGCAGUUCAGUGUUCUGAGUGCCUUGAAGACUCACAUGCGUUCUCACACAGGGGAAAAACCUUACAGGUGUGAGGAAUGCAGUAAGCAAUUCAGUCAUCUGAGUCAAUUGAAGACUCACAUACGGACUCACACAGGGGAGAAACCCUACAGGUGUGAGAAAUGCAGCAGUCAGUUCAGUCAGCUGGGUUCUCUGAAGAAACAUAUGCGGACUCACACAGGGGAGAAACCCUACAUGUGUGAGAAGUGCAGCAGGCAGUUCAGGCACCUGGGUGCCCUGAAGAUACACAUGCGGACUCACACUGGAAAAACUGAAGGUGUAAGUUCUGUGAACUAGGAAGUCUGAAGAGAGGUGUACUCACAUG